Rhopalosiphum padi (bird cherry-oat aphid) is the source of this 1133-nucleotide messenger RNA. RefSeq lists its product as uncharacterized. The record is from RefSeq and is a predicted model, not a curated record. Gene Ontology annotation, cellular component: cytosol. Bases 86 to 1105 code for a protein of 339 amino acids. The transcript is spliced from 5 exons. Lineage: Eukaryota; Metazoa; Arthropoda; Insecta; Hemiptera; Aphididae.
UAUGUUCAUUCAUAAGUGAUAAUACCUAGCUCGAAAAAUUCAGUUAUAAUUUAUUUUAUUUUAAUAAAGCUUUCGGUCUUGCACAAUGGAGAAGUUACCCAAAAAAAGUUGUAAAAAAUCAUUAUUCGAUACUUUUCUAGAAGAAAUUAACAAAGAAGAGUUAGAAUCUGAUCUUUCUAGUAAUGAAACAUCUAUUGAAGAAACUAUAAUGAUGGAUGUUGAAAAUUCUCCAAUUAAUAAUCAAGACACCAUUUUAAAUGAAAAUAAUAAUUGUGAUAUUAUGCUUAAAGCAUUUGAUGAUGCAUUUGAAACUAUGUAUGGUAAUAAUGAAGUGAGCUUUAUUCACAUCCAGAAAAUAUCUGAAGAAUUCCAAGCAAAUUGUAUACAUAUGAUAAAUACAUUUAAAACCCAAAGUGAAUCACUUGAAAUCGAAAAAUCCAAGUAUAAUUUACUGGAAAACGAGUCUGCUACUACUAUAAAUCAGUUACAAUUGGAAGUCACUAAACUAAAUUGGCAACUCAAACAACUAUCUUCAUUUAGUUCUAUUAUUGGGUCUACACUAUGUUACUAUCUAUGGAAAGCAACACAAAUAUCUUCAGUAAUUGAUAUGAUUUUACAAAAAGAUAACAUAACAAGUAUGGCUAAAUUUAUAACUAAUAUACUUAGUGGUUUUAUUAAAACAUAUAAUAAGCAGAUGCCAUCAAUAAAAACAAAUGAAACACAAUUUGUGUUACUUAUUUUGAGAAUACUAGCUAACCUAACAACCACAAAAAGUGGUUGUCACUUUUUUUCACAAGUAAAUGAUGGAAUCAAUAUUAUUAAUCUCAUUGUGUCUUUGGUGUUGUGUACACCUCCCUCACUUGAUAUAUUAAAGAAUACUUCUUAUUCAAUAUUGUACAAUGUAAGUAUUCAAUUUAAUGGAUACUUGCUUAUGAAAAACAUUAAACUUAUACAAACAUUACAAAAUGAUAUCAAAGAAGCACUUACCAAAAACAACAACACAAUUCUGUUUUCUUUAAAUUUACUACUUUCUCUAACUAGAAAAAUGGACAGAUCAAUGUAUAUGAUUUUUAAAAAUGAAGUAAGUAUUAUGAAACUGUACUAAAAAUUAAACAGCAUCAAUUAUAUCUCAA